Molecule: messenger RNA, 2036 nt
Organism: Monopterus albus (swamp eel)
Lineage: Eukaryota; Metazoa; Chordata; Actinopteri; Synbranchiformes; Synbranchidae
Gene: tmem47
Product: transmembrane protein 47
Exons: 3
Coding region: 287-832 (181 amino acids)
Biological process (GO): cell-cell adhesion
Cellular component (GO): cell-cell junction; membrane
Source: RefSeq, a predicted model, not a curated record
CAGUGAUCUGCAGAACAAGCUCGUCAGCAGAGCGCUGGGUCUACAGAAGCGGCGGCAGCGUCCUCUGGACUCAGGGCGCGGAUGAGCGGCGGCUCCCCAUCCUGCUACCCACAGCACGGACACGGGCACGGGCUGGGGGGACUACCACAACUCAGUCUCGAUUCAUUUUGUAAACUUGAGGGAAAAGACUAACUUGCCACAAUAACACACGCGUUGUUGUUUUUUUAUUACUUCUGUGUUCUUCCUCUUCUUCUCCUCCCUUUUUAAUAAGUGAGAUACUUUUGAUAUGGCUUCAUCCGUGAGCGGCACAGAGGAGGUCCGGGUGUCGGCGUUGACGCCCCUAAAGUUAGUGGGACUCUUGUGCGUCUUUCUCGCUCUGUGUCUGGAUGUCGGGGCCAUGCUGAGCCAGGCGUGGGUCACGGCCGAUGACCAGUACUACUUGUCCCUGUGGGUGUCCUGCUGGAGGCCCGCUGUCUCCGUGGACUGGUCCUGCACCAGCACGCUGGCCACCGACUGGCAGAUCUCCACAGUCGCCCUCAUGUUGGGGGGGGCGGCCCUCACCCUUCUUGCCUUCCUCGUGGCCAUGGUUUCCCUGUGUUUCGGCUCCAGGAGUCGCUGCUACAAACCUGUAGCUGUCAUGUUGUUUUCUGCAGUGGUCCUUCAGGUGUGCAGUUUGGUCCUGUUCCCUAUCAAGUUCAUAGAGACAGUAAGUAUGAGGGUGUACCAUGAGUUUAACUGGGGCUACGGCCUGGCCUGGGGAUCCACCAUCUUUUCUUUUGGAAGUGCCAUCCUCUACUGCCUCAACCCCAAGAACUAUGAGGACUACUAUUAAAAUAUGUGAGACAAGAGGAGAAACCAGGACUCUGUUUCAGCCAUGUCCUGUCAGCAACAGGAAUUUGCUGUCUGUUACACAGUGCACAACAAAGACUAGAAAAUUACAUAUUUAUAUAAACCUAAUCAUCAUUGUUAGUUUCAGGACUGGAAACAAGCUCUUCUAUUUGAUUCUGUGAACUUACUCUCUCAAAGACUAUCCUCCCUUAUUGGACUGAAGCACCCAUGCUCACUUAGGAGUUUUAGAAGCAACCCCAGCUGUGAAGAAACCUAAAACAAGCCUGUUUAAACUGGGAAGAAUGUUACCACUCAGAUAAGUCUGUGCCCUCUUUAAGUGGAGCUCCAGUAGGUCUUAGAUUUGGGCAGAAAACCUGGUGAGAACAGAUGGGCUGACUGACCCCAUACCGGGAAGAGCUGGCGGACUAAUUAACCACUGUAAGCAAAGGAGGCAAGGAAUGAGGUAAACUUGGGCCAAUCACAGAAUUAAUGAAGCCAGAAAGAAAAAUGUCUGGCUAGCAUGAUAUCCUGAGGAUCAGGUCACACCUAAGGAAAUGCAACAUGCUACAUUUCCCCAGAGAUACACUGCAUCUGGAAUUUGGGCUAGCCUUCUUCCUCUAGUAGCGUAUAAAAUACUGGUGUAAACAUGCCAUGAGGCUCCAAUGGACUGGCUUUGUCUUCUCCUGAACUGGGUCUACUAAAAGCACUAGAGAUUCUAAUAAUAAACACAAGCUACCUAAAGUAAAAACAUUCCACAGGCACCUUCUAAAUCAUAUCAUACUGCUGAAGGUAACAUUGAAGUGUUAAUGAAUAGCAGUCUGACACAUGUACAGUGGCAAAACCUUUGGCAGCACAAACCCAGUUAUACCUGCUUUUUGAUAACAUUGUAUCAUAUGCAAGUAUGCACAGUAGGAAAAAUGCUGCUCAUUCCAAGCACACCAAUGGGAACAGAAAUGGCAAAUGACCGUGUCUGCCUUUCUGCGUGGUCAUUCCACUGCGACCCUGCUACAUGAAUGGGUUUGACAGCAGAGCACAGUGCCCACUGCUUCCUAUCUGAAAAUGGCUUUAUGAAGACUUGAUCUGUUAAGUGUAAGGAGGACAGUGUUAUCAUGGGAGGUUAGGCAUGUGGGUAGAAGACCUGCACUGAGCUGGCAACCUUCUCAAACCUUAUUUGAGGUGGUCAAACUUCUAUUCCCUCUUGUAAUAUU